This is a messenger RNA of Diversispora eburnea, 426 nucleotides long. The record is from the annotation of a GenBank genome assembly. Lineage: Eukaryota; Fungi; Glomeromycota; Glomeromycetes; Diversisporales; Diversisporaceae.
AUGAUUCGUUUCAUUUUAGUUCAAAAUCGUCAGGGAAAAACAAGACUUUCUAAAUGGUAUGUUCCUUUUGAAGAUGAUGAAAAGGUUAAAUUAAAAGGUGAAGUUCAUAGACUUGUGGCUCCGAGAGAUCAAAAACAUCAAUCAAAUUUUGUAGAGUUCCGUAAUUACAAAAUAGUUUAUCGUCGAUAUGCAGGAUUAUUUUUUUGUGUUUGUGUAGACGCUAAUGAUAAUGAAAUGGCUUAUUUAGAAGCAAUACAUUUCUUUGUUGAAGUUUUGGAUGCUUUUUUUGGAAAUGUUUGUGAAUUGGAUUUAGUUUUUAAUUUUUAUAAGGUUUAUGCAAUAUUAGAUGAAGUUUUUUUAGCAGGAGAAAUUGAAGAAACUAGUAAAAAUAUUAUUAAAAUUGGAUGUUUUAUAGAUGUUGGUUGA